AAGUAGGUGGGCGGGGCCGGGCAGGCGGGACACGUCAGCGGUGAUCGGAGGAUGGAGCGGGCGGCGAGGGUCGUGCUGUGUGCGGCGGGGAUCGGGCUGUCGGUGUACGCCUAUCAUGUGGAGACUUCCCGGGAGAGAGACCCGGAAUACACCGCCCUGUGUGACAUCAACCCCGACAUCAGCUGCUCCAAGGUCUUCACCUCCAGAUGGGGUCGAGGCUUUGGAUUGGUUGAAGGUAUUUUGGGAGCACGGAGUCCCCUCAAUCAGCCCAAUAGUGUGUUCGGGAUCUUGUUCUACACCCUGCAGAUUGUACUCGGAUUUGUGCCCUCGUUGGCCGCAGCCGCCACCCUCCUAGUGACAUCACUGGUGUCCAUCGCCGGCUCCCUCUACCUGGCCUACAUCCUCUUCUACAUCCUGGAGGACUUCUGCGUCAUCUGCAUCACCACCUACGCCCUAAACUUCUCCUUGCUGCUGCUGAACGUGGUGCGGCUGCGCUACCUCACCGCCAAGCCCCAGAAGAAGAAGACGAAGAAGAACAAGCGCAAGACACACUAACGAUUGCCGUGACUCUUUCUGCAUUAUGUCGGCAACGACACUCAGGAAUUUUUAAUUGACAGUAUUACAACUUUUUUUUAUAGAAAUCGACAUUUUUAUUUUUAAAGGUUUCUUAGUGGUUUUGUCGCGGUUCAGGAUGAGUAGAGCGGUUCUGUCUGAAAUAUAUUCUGCUUGAUAUGAGGACCUUCCUGGGGGUGGCUGAGAAAUUUUUGGGAAGAUUGAAGCCAAUGAGGAACAGCUCAGGAAUUGGUGGUUCCCAAUUUUCCCUUUUCUAGGUACCUCAAGACUGAAUUUAUCGGACUCUUUUCUUACCCAUAAUCCUCUAGUUGUGUGGUUUUUAACACAACAGCAUAUGACCGCCUGCAGAUAGAACUGUCUGUGUAUCAUUUAUGCCGCUAAGUGCCUUCAGUAAAGGGUCAUCCUGUGUCUCCACCAUUCCAAGUCUUGUGUUGUCUUCUAAUAAAUUGGAUGUUUUACACAA
This is a messenger RNA of Rana temporaria (common frog), 1036 nucleotides long. RefSeq names its product vitamin K epoxide reductase complex subunit 1-like protein 1. Gene Ontology annotation, molecular function: vitamin-K-epoxide reductase (warfarin-sensitive) activity. Gene Ontology annotation, biological process: vitamin K metabolic process; peptidyl-glutamic acid carboxylation. NCBI's taxonomy places the organism in Eukaryota, Metazoa, Chordata, Amphibia, Anura, Ranidae. The coding region runs from base 52 to 555 and encodes 167 amino acids. The record is from RefSeq and is a predicted model, not a curated record. The transcript has 3 exons.